Molecule: messenger RNA, 1551 nt
Organism: Parnassius apollo (apollo)
Lineage: Eukaryota; Metazoa; Arthropoda; Insecta; Lepidoptera; Papilionidae
Source: the annotation of a GenBank genome assembly
AUGCUUGGUGAUGAAGAAAUAAAAGAAAGUAGCCUCAUGAGACCCGGCGACGAAAUUAUAAGUAUACAAGAAAUUUGUUUGACUGACAAACUUUAUAAAAAGGAGUUGGAAUUCGGGAACGAACCUCUUUUUUCAAGUUCGAUUAGAAAUGAAUUGGAGGUGCCCCGUUUCCUUCGCGACGGCUUCUUUCCAGAUGGCUCGGAUCAGCAGCAGGCCAAGUUUGCCUGGACGGAGGAGGACGGGAACAUCGCUGCUCUAGUCUCCGAGCCUGGCUUCGGGACCACUGGGCAGACCACUUUCGGCAAGAGUUUGGAUGCAGCCUUAAAAACUGAAAUGAAGGAGGCGGAUACGUCGAGCUCCUCAUUCCAACCUACGAAUCGAAAUGCUUUUUCUUUUUUUAAGAAAUCUCACACGGACCCUCACAUCGUAACGUCCACGUCCGCUUCUACAUCCAGUACCAGCAUAGGCAAGGGUAAUCAAAGCACCUAUAAAGUUGAUAAAACGGAUCCAAGAUCUAGAUACCAUUAUGUGAAAUAUGUGAAGAGAAAUGGACGGGCGGUCAAGCUGUGGGAGUGUGGUAUAUGUAGCCGUGAGUUUCAACAUCAGUAUACGCUGAUGCGUCACCUGCCGACUCAUACUGAUGAAAGGAACUUUCACUGCUCUGCAUGCGGGAAGAGCUUUAGGCAGCUGUCUACCCUCAGCCAACAUCGCGCUAUACAUUCCGCUGAGAGACCUUACGCUUGUGAGGCGCAUCCAGAUGAAACCAGCAUUGGUUCUUGUGGUAGUGGACGUAGUAUUCCUCGCUCGGUAAAAUCUGUCUCCGUUGCUGAGAAUCAAGUCGAUUCUUCGAGAACAUCAAACGAUUAUUGCGAAGUGAGCUCUACAGUCGGCCCCAACUUACAAUCUGUUGAAACUCCAUCUUCGUCUACGUGGGCUUCAAAAUCAAGCGUUUGGGACGUUCCCAAAUACUUUCCAGAGCCGGUAGAUGCCUGGUGCUUCAUUAAUCCAUGGAGUGCUAUGGGCAGUGGUGUUUUUGUUGAUCCCAUAAAAACAUACCAUAUGCAGGUCGCAUUGGCGACAAAACAAACACCGUUUGCUUUACUUAAACCAGAUAAAGGCGCUCCGAUGCUGGUGCCAGCCACCGCCGAAGAUUUGCGAGACGGUGGCAAACUUAUUGUGAGAAAUGACGACAGCCCUGAAACCCGGGUUGGUGAAUCCGUUGAUAAUGGUGCAGUUCAAAUCCGUGUACCAGUUGUGGCGACUGUAGUUCCGAGGAUCCAACCGGGCGGUCAGCUGCAGUUGUGUGUUGAGGAGCCUCACCACGCUUAUCACACUGCAUUGUCUACUGAAGCACCUUGUAGUUCUUUGUCGUGCACGUUACCGCCACCGGCACCUUCCCCUCCGCUCGAUCUCAUUCCCAUGGACUUGUUCGAUCCGAUGGAAUGCCUGCCUAUGGGUCCUCAGAUCACUGCGGUGGAUAAAGUGGACCAUCCACCCGGCUCAGAUGAUUCUGACAUUUUUAUUGGAAAAUUUGAAGUGAGUUCACACUAA